This is a messenger RNA of Pseudovirgaria hyperparasitica, 1158 nucleotides long. RefSeq lists its product as uncharacterized. NCBI's taxonomy places the organism in Eukaryota, Fungi, Ascomycota, Dothideomycetes, Acrospermales, Acrospermaceae. The transcript has 2 exons. Gene Ontology annotation, molecular function: oxidoreductase activity, acting on NAD(P)H. The record is from RefSeq and is a predicted model, not a curated record. Bases 1 to 1158 code for a protein of 385 amino acids.
AUGGAACUCAAGAGACAGACUGCGCUGGUGCAGAUCAACGGAUGCAAAACAUCAGAAUCGCUUCCAUUGUGUCUCUCGCACGAUGAACCGACACCCAUUUUGUCUCCCGGUCAUGCCUUGAUCAGAACUCUUGCAGUAGCACUAAAUCCGUUCGAUUACAAGAUGGCCAAGUACUUUCCCUCGCCCGGCACCAGAGUUGGUUGCGAUUUUUGUGGUAUUGUAGUAGGCUUGGCAUUUGGCGAAGAUGAGGAACCAAAGAUCGCUGAAAGUGCUCGAAUCACUAUGAACGACCGAGUUUGUGGAAGCGUAGUUGGCAAUAACUCUCAGCGACCAUUAGAAGGGGCGUUUGCCCAAUAUAUCGUAGCUGAUAUUCAUCUACUCAUUCGAGUACCAAAAAGAUGGUCCAACAUGGAAGCUGCGGCGCUUGGUGGCAUCGGAUGGAAGACUGCUUCUUUGGCCCUCUGGGAUUGCGCAAGCUUAGGCUUGCAGGGACGACCUUCUGAGCCAUUGCAAGAGACUCAACUACCCGUUGUGAUAUAUGGCGGAGCUACAGCUUCAGGUACUAUGAUGUGCCAAUUGCUUCGAUUGCAACUGACGAACACUGCGUACAGGAGUGGAUACCUGCCGAUUGCGGUAACAUCUGAACGUUCAGCUCCUUUGGCGAUGGAGUAUGGUGCCAUCGCCACGGUAUCCUAUACAUCAGAAUCUUGCGUACAGGACAUUCUGCGAAUUGUGAGGCAGUUCACAAAAGCAUCCUCGGUCCGAUACGUCAUCGAUUGCAUCACUGACGCCCAGUCUGCAGCAAAUUGCAUGAAAAUACUAAGCCGAGCUGGUGGCCGAUAUGUAUGCCUGGAAGCAUUUGACGAAUCUUGGAGGACUAGACGGUCGAUAUCGAUCGAAAUGGUCAUGUGCCCAGAAGCAAAUGGCGUGUCAUUGAAUUUAGGUCCUGGCCCCUACACUCGAAAAUACGAUGAGCGAAAGUAUGAGCUUGGGGUUGCGAGCGCGAAGCAAAUACAAGACUUAGUUGAUAGCGACUUGCUCAAGACUCAUCCGGUCCAAGAAAUUAGAGGUGGAUUAGGCGGGAUCAUAAAAGGAUUAGAGAUGCUGUGUCGCGGUGAGGUUCAUGGGAAGAAGCUUGUAAUUCAGAUCCCAUCUUAA